Pecten maximus is the source of this 477-nucleotide messenger RNA. Its product is annotated as membrane protein FAM174-like. The record is from RefSeq and is a predicted model, not a curated record. The transcript has 2 exons. Bases 1 to 477 code for a protein of 158 amino acids. NCBI's taxonomy places the organism in Eukaryota, Metazoa, Mollusca, Bivalvia, Pectinida, Pectinidae.
AUGGAUCUCAGAAGACAGGUUUUAACCGUAUUGAUGUUGUUUGUAUGUAUUAUUGUUACACAAAACCAUGCUGUGUCGACUUCUAAUGAUGGCAGUGACGUGGACAUUUCCAAACGGGACAGUGUUUCCAAAAAGUCGACUGCACCUGAAACUGACACAGUCGCGCCGGUUAAGCCGCCAGUUUCCAAAGACAAUUCCACAUCAAACAGUACCGAUGCAGGUGCUGAUGGUUUCUUUGGGUCUUUAGUAGAAAAUAAGGAUAUGUUGCUGAGAACGCUGUACGUGCUCAUAGGAGUGACAUCAGUGGUGAUCCUGUACUUCGUUUUCCGGGCAUGGAGAAUCAGAGGACGGAGGUCAAAAUCUAGGAAGUAUGGACUUAUCACAACAAGAGGAUCAGAUCUGGAGAUGGCACCGCUAGAUGCUGAUGAUGAAGAUGAUGAUCUGACAGUUUUUGAAAUGAAUGACCGACAUAAAUAA